Molecule: messenger RNA, 2553 nt
Organism: Amborella trichopoda
Lineage: Eukaryota; Viridiplantae; Streptophyta; Magnoliopsida; Amborellales; Amborellaceae
Product: SET domain-containing protein
Biological process (GO): peptidyl-lysine monomethylation
Molecular function (GO): protein-lysine N-methyltransferase activity
Source: RefSeq, a predicted model, not a curated record
CAGAAGGAAACCGGCAUUCCACACAUUGAAAAUGCCAUCCGUACUCUGUCGAUUCACCAAUCCAAACCGAUUUUUGGCUGGUUCACUAUUUAUUUACGUGUUUUUUUUGUGUUCGCUGUUUUUUUCACAAAGUUAAACAAUAAAGCAAGUAGCUGGCAAAUCAAAAUUAGAACAGGCUCAAUUUGCAGAGUUAGAAUCCUUUGUACAAUUUAGAAUCCUUUGUACAAUUGGCUUCCGAUCUUGAUAAAACUACUCAAAAUUUCGAAUGGGCCUCGGAAAGAGAAGGCCGGGAUGCCGGAACACCAAUUCAACCGGGUUUUUUGGGUGCCCACGUAGGUCACCGAUCCGUUUUUCACAACACCGAUUCUUAGGAAAAUGUUCGUAGAUUCGAAAGCAAAAACUGAUGCCAGAUAUUGAAAUCUAGAGAGAGAGAAAGAGAGUGAGAAAUGUAGAGAGAGAAACCGAUAUGAGUACUUGGGUUUUUAACACGUGUAGCGGUACUCUCAGCGAAAUCCGGCGAAAUUUAAAACUCUGCCGAUUAAAAGCGCAGUCCCUUUAGCGCGCUCGGAGCCAUUGAAUCUCUCUCUCUUCCAUGGAAGAAGCUCAGGAAGAGGCAAAGCUCCAGCGCUUCCUACACUGGUUGCAGGUUAAUGGUGUGGAGCUACGGGGUUGCCAGAUCAAAUUUUGUGGCUCUGACAAAGGAUUCGGAGUAUUUUCUUCUAAUGACGAUGGAGAAGGGAUUUUAUUAAUAGCUCCACUCAAUCUGGCGAUAACACCAAUGAGAGUGUUGCAGGAUCCUCUUAUAGGACGAAAAUGCCGGGCCCUAUUUCAAGAAGGAGAUCUUGAUGACCGAUUUUUAAUGAUGCUUUUUCUCUGUGUUGAACGUGCUCACAAAAACUCAACAUGGAAACCGUACCUUGAUAUGCUUCCAUCCACUUUUGGGACCCCUCUUUGGUUUACUGAAGAUGAGCUUUUAGAGCUGAAAGGUACUGCAUUAUAUAAAGCUACAACCAUGCAGAAGAAGAACUUGCAAGCGUUAUUUGAUGAUAAGGUAAAGCAUCUUGUUGAGGAACUUCUGUCCCUUGAUGGGGAGUUUGAUAGUGUGGUGCACUUUGAAGACUUCCUGUGGGCUAACUCCAUAUUUUGGACUCGAGCUUUAAACAUUCCAUUUCCACGUUGUUAUGUAUAUCCUCAACUGCCAGAACAGGAGAACAGUUCAUCAUGUCAUAACAAGCAGUUAAAGGUUCAAGCUACUCAAAUUUCUCUUGAAGCAUUGAGUGAUUGCAAAGACAAAAUGGGUGAUCCUCUAUCUGUGAGACAAACCAAAGACACAGAAGUAGAAUCCACUUCAACACAAACUGAAACUAUUUGGGUUGAAGGUCUUGUUCCUGGAAUCGACUUCUGCAACCAUGAUUCAAAGGCUAUAGCAUUAUGGGAAGUGGACAAGAGUGGAUCUGUGACUGGGACUCCGUUAUCGAUGUAUCUUAAACUUGUGGCAAAGAAUGAUUUUCCUGCUGACAAAGAGAUACACAUAAGCUAUGGAAACAAAGGAAAUGAGGAACUACUAUAUCUCUAUGGAUUUGUUGUGGAUAAUAAUCCAGAUGAUUAUCUUAUGCUUCACUAUCCAACCGAGGCCCUUCAGCAAGUUCCAUGUGCUGAAUCCAAAGCGCAGCUUUUAGAAAUACAGAAAGCAGAAAUGAGAUGCCUAUUAGGCAAAAGUUUGCUUCAAAAUGGAUUUUUUUCACAAAACCAUUCUCAAAAUGAAGAUAUAAUGCAUCCAAAUGUUCCGGUGAUCAAUUAUAGUUGGAGUGGCACGCGCAAGGCCCCUUCUUAUUUGAAUAAGUUGGUUUUCCCAGAGAAUUUUAUGACUGCUUUGAGAACCAUUGCCAUGGAAGAGGAUGAGCUUCUUCAGGUUUCAUCAUUGUUGGAAGAGCUUAAUGGAUCUAUGGAGGAUGAGAUAGCACUUACUGAGGCUGACACGUGUGCUGCAAUAUGGGAAGUCUGUGGGGAUGCUGGAGCCUUACAAUUACUGGUUGAUCUCCUUACUUCUAAGGUGAUGGAAUUGGAGGAGGGAUCUGGAGCUGAGGCCCAUGACAAGGAGUUGCUUGAAAAUGCCUGCAUAUGUGAGGCCAUAAAGGAAGAACUGAAAAGUGAUUCUGAAGAAAACGUAGUAAAAGGGAAGAAGUUAAAGAUGACCAGGAAUCGUUGGUCUGCUAUCAUUUAUCGGCAUGGUCAGAAGGAACUUACUCGCUUGUUUUUGAAGGAAGCAGAGCAAGCCUUGCAUUUAUGCCUUAGUGAUCAGGCCUGAUUCUCCUGAUAUUUUAAUGGGUGGUUUCAAAGUUAUAAUAAUGGGAAAUCUUGAAUUAAAUUUUGACAAAUAUUUUAUAGAAAUGAUUGAAGUUUCCUUAUAUCAGAAGCUUUGGUGGAUUUUGCCACAUGAGACUCUGUUUUUAGCUUAUGAUGUAACAAAAGAUGACCUUUGUGCCUGCUAUGGCUAAAUGGCUUUUGUUUCAGUGAAAAAACCGAUCAUGAUUGGAAAUGAUGUGAUAACUU